AUGGCAGCGGAAGAGUGUUCACUGCUGUUCCCUGUCCAGCCAAACACACAAGCAGCCUCCAAAUCUCUUCGCACGCGACCAGCAUCCACAGGGGACUUGCCUGAUGGAACCAGCAAAGCUGCCAUGGCCAAGCGCAGAGGCAGCAUCAGCGACCUCGGCACGGUGGAGGACCCGGAAGACCGUCCCAUGACUCAAUUGGCACCUGCUGGCAAAGACGCGGCCACGGACAAUCUCGCGGUAAGCCCAUCACAAGAGGAAGGCCCCACCAUGAGGCAUCAAGCGACCUGGAGCCGGACACCAUUGGAAAGCCAGCCAGCUCCCACCCACUUCCAAGCCGAUGUAAACACAGAAAAGACCGCAGAUGGCCGUCCAAAUCUGCAACCCACACCUGUUGGCAAGGCCUUGGCUACGGAGAAUCUCAGCGUGGGCCCAAGGCAGCAGCAAGGCCCCACCACCAAGCAUCCAGCGCCAUCGACACAGACAUCAAUCGAAAGCAGCCGCCCCGUCUCUCAGGCCGACCUGAGCAGCCGCCCAGUCUCCCAGACUGACCUGAGCAGUCGCCCAGUCGCCAAGGCUAACCUAAGCACACAGAAGACGGCAGAUGGCUAUCCAAAUCUGCAAUCCACACCUGCUGGCACGACCUCGGCUACGGAAAAUCUCAAGGUGAGCCCGAGGCAACAGCAAGGCCCCACCGCCAAGCACCCAGCGCCAUCGACCCGGACAUCAAUCGAAAGCAGCCGCCCCGUCUCUCAGGCCGACCUGAGCAGCCGCCCUGUCUCCCAGACCGAUCUGAGCAAGGCAGAUGAGUGUCCAAAAAUGCAGAGAGAGAGACCUGGUAUGGAAAACCUCGCGGCGAGCCCAUCACAAGAGGACGGCCCCGCCAUGAAGUACCAAGUAUCAUGGAGCCGGACAUCGCUGGAAAGCAGCCAGGCAGGAACCAGCCAAUUCCAGCCCGUGGCAGAAGUCACACUGAAGACCACGUCAGGCUCAGCAGCUGCUUCCUACAACUCCAUGGGCCAGGCAACUGGUUCAACCCAACCUUUGAUGCCGCCUGCUAUUCUCCUCAAGGAUGGCAACAAACCACGAGAGCAGAAGACGGUCAGAUUCUCGGAUGCUGUCGAGCAAAGGGACAUCAGCCCUAAUCCUUCACGCUUGUCGUCUGAUGAUGAUUCCGCAGUGCACGCAGAGUCGUCAAAGUCAGCAGGGGCAGCAAAACAUCCCAGCAAGCUUACUGCGAGUCCUCCCACAACGCGUACAACGUCCAUGAGCGCAGCAUCAUCCAACGCAUCGUCGGCCAUGCCAACCGUUUCAGGCUCCAAACCAGCUCCUGUCCAGAGCUCAACCUUCUCUGACUUCCUUGUCUUCCUCAACGAGGGCGAGCAACCGCGUGAUUCGCCAAAGCCUCCUAGUACCAACAUGACAAGCCAGGCGGCUGCGAUCCCAGUGCAAAGUGAGAACGGUCAGCACAAGCAAAGCCUCUCCAACUUCUUGUUCAUGGCAGAUAAUUCCGCCCCUGUGACCGGUACCAGUCCGGACACGCAAUCCAAUCUCCACAGUCCGGAUGCGCACCACCACCAGGAUGUCCAGCAAGGGCACAGCAGCGUGGCUGAAAGCCAUCAGCACAGCACAGGGCAUGAUGGCAGGCCCGCCAAAAAGCACGGGAAGCAUGACAAGCAGGGGAAAAAGUCCCGCAAGGGUUCCUCUAGCACUCGCACAUCGACAAGCAGCGGUGGUGGUGACUCAUCAAGUACGGCUUCCGGCGACAUAGGGAAGGCCUAUGGUGAGCCCGACCACGUUUCCUCGUCCUCACCCGCGAACAGGGAACCUGUGGAGGUCACGGAGGAGUUCGCAAGGAAAAUGCAUGAACGCGGCUUGGCGCCGAGUCUGCAAGAGCGUGUCCUGAAGCGUGCGUACUUCUUGUUCGAAAAUGGUGAGUCUGAUGACUCCGAGAGAAACUAUUUUAAAGCUCUGAGAAUUGAGCUCAGCAAGUGA
Molecule: messenger RNA, 1992 nt
Organism: Symbiodinium pilosum
Lineage: Eukaryota; Dinophyceae; Suessiales; Symbiodiniaceae
Source: the annotation of a GenBank genome assembly